UUUAAAAAUCCUUCAGCGCUAAUGAGCAACCUUGACAAGAAGAAAGACGAAGAAGAAGGGGAGAUUAAAGUAGAAACUAGAGAUAGUACAACGAAUAGGAGGAAGUCUAAGCGACCAAGGUGGAAACGGAGCAGAAGCAGGGGAAGAGAUAGGUCUAGGGAUAGGUACACCUCCAGUAGGAGAGAUAGGUCACGGAGACAUAGAGAUAGCAGAAAGAAACGUAAAACUUCACAUUCUGAUAAUUCAUCCAACGGUUCUUAUAGAUCUCAUUCUCGUCGAUCUAAGCACAGGAAAAGAGAUCGAAAGGAAAGGGAUAAAAGAAGAAGUUCAGAGAGGAGAGAUAGGUACAAGGAUAGAUAUUCAACCAGAGAUGAAAUCCCUUCUUCCAAGAAUUUAGAUACAAAAGAGACUAAGUUAGAUCCAAAAGAAGAUACUUCAGUAAAGAAGGAACCAUCGAUCACCGAAGAUAAUGUUUUCAUCAACAUGGAAGACGAAGAGGAGCGUCUGAAAAGAGAGCAAGAAGAAAGGGAACGUAGGAUCAAAGAGAUUAUGUCCAAGCAUAACAAGACAGUUGGCAAAGAACCCCAAGAUUCACAAGCUGGUCAAUAUUUAGAACCAAGCCAAACGAAUCCAGAUGAAGAGCAAAAGGAUGACUUAUCUGCUAACAGUGAAAAGGAUGAAGAACUGAAGAAAAUGGAUGAAGAGAAUGUAAAACUACUCAAAAUGCUUCAACAAGAAAGACUCAAUCUUGAAAAAUCUACAGAAAAAGCAGCUCAGCCUCAAGAGGAAAAAGAAGAGAACAAGAGUGAAGCUAGUGGAGAAAGUUUUGAUAUGUUCAACUUCGAUUCAGAUGGUGAGGAUAAUCAAAAUAUCAUCAACAAAGCAGUUGACCAAGGAAUUAAGAUCCAGUCUGAUGAUAUCAAUGUUGAUGCCGAUGGAUAUUACCAGCCAAGAAUAGGUGAAAUAAUCACAGCCUCGUCGACAGGAAAGCAAUAUAAAAUAGCCUCUAUUGCUGGUAAAGGAGUGUUUUCAGUAGUCGUUAAAGCUGAAGACGUUAACUCCAAAGAGGAUGAUGAACACAAACUGGUCGGUAUAAAGAUCAUCAGACUCAGAGACAUUAUGGUUCUCUCCGGUAACAAAGAAAAAGAUAUUCUAAAGGACUUAAAUGAAGGUGACGCUUGUAAAAAUCGUUACAUUAUCAGAAUGAUUGAUCAUUUUUAUUAUAGAAAACAUCUUUGCAUUGUAUUUGAGCACAUGCAUCUCAAUCUAAGGGAAAUCCUCAAGAAAUACGGUAAAAGCAUAGGUCUCUCACUCCAGGGGGUAAAGAUGUACGCCACCCAACUUUUGAUUGCCCUUGAUUUCUUGAGAAGGAAAAGAAUUAUUCAUGCAGAUCUUAAGCCAGAUAAUAUCCUAGUCCAGGAAGACCUUUCAAAGAUUAAGCUCUGUGAUUUUGGUACCGCAUUUAGUGUUGAUGAAAGAACCAUAACCGAGUACUUAGCAUCAGGAUUUUAUAGAGCCCCAGAAGUCAUAAUUGGGUGUAAUUAUGACACUCAAAUAGAUGUUUGGGCAGCAGGAGUCUCUCUUUAUGAAAUUUACACAGGAGAUGUGAUGUUUCCAGGAGAUUCCAACACAGAGAUGCUAAGACUUAUUAUGGAGAUAAAAGGUAGAAUAAGUACAAAAAUGUUGAAGAAAGGUGAAUAUACUUCGAAACAUUUUGACAGUCAGUCAAGAUUGCUUGUCAGAGAUCUUGAUCCUCAUACCAAACAGAUUAUCUUUAAGCCGACUCCAGUUCAUCCAAGUCCUACUAAAUCUUUAGCAGAUAUCCUCACCAAGAAGAGAUCAAAGGGUGAUGACCCAGAGUUGCUAAAGAAGUUUGCAGAUUUUCUUGAGAAAUGCCUAAGAUGUGAUCCUAGGAAAAGGCUGACUCCAAGUGAAGCCUUGCAUCACCCAUUUAUUAAGGAUCAGUGCUAAAAUUUGCAUCAAA
Messenger RNA from Moneuplotes crassus, 1984 nucleotides. Lineage: Eukaryota; Ciliophora; Spirotrichea; Euplotida; Euplotidae. The record is from the annotation of a GenBank genome assembly.